AGACACAGGAACACAAGCCAGAUCCCUGAUCUCUCCAAGAAAUCACAGGAUAUAAACUGCUGCCCAAAAGCAAGCCCCGGAGAACUUCAAAAACCUCCAGGAAAGCUCUGAGGUUAGGGAGACCAGCGCAGCCAAAGAAGACAUGAGGAGUCUGCUGGCACUGCUGAUCGUGACUCUGGCCCUGGCAGCACUCUGCUGCUGUGAGAAAGAUCCCAAAGAACCCUCAGGAUCUCUCAGUGCUGACAGCAUCAAGAUUAAAAAAGAAGUUGCCAAUGCCUUUGUGAAGAGGAGGAAGAGAUCCAGCCCUUAUGAAUGGUACUUUGAGCUCUACAAAAGCCCUCUGGAGCAGCAGCACGAGCGCUGUGAGAACUACCCCCCCUGUGACUACCUGGCUGACCAAGUAGGGUUUGCCUUGGCCUACAGCCGCUUCUUUGGGAGGUACUGAGGAUGGGAACACUCCAAACCCCACAGCAGAGAAGGCUGGGGUUGGGAAGGAGGGAAGGAAAACAUCUCGACUGGCAUCUCCUUCUGCUGUCUCCCUGACCAGCUGGAACACCAAGGCAGGGAUUAUCCCACUUGUUGGGCUUCCAUUAACUUUCUUCCUUUCAUCAAUCAAAUCUCUCUUCAGACAUCUUUUGUGGUAUUUGGAGCUUCACCAGAAUCUUCCUUCCUUCCACCUGAAUCCCCAGCACAUAAUAGGUGAAAAAUGGUGAUUAGUUUCAACAAAACCACUGCAUGCCUUAGAAACAUCACUAGAUCUCUUAUCCUCUUCUGCAAAACACAGGAGGAUUAUGGAAGAGGAAUGUCACAAUGUGUGUAAAUGUGGUGGAUCAAACCCUGGGAUGCUCAGUGUGAAGAAGGAAGAACACCUGUCUCCUGUUCCAAUCAGCAGGAAAGUUCAGUAUUGUCAGUAGUACAAUCACAUUAAAUAUGUAUCACAGUAGGAUCAUUCUGUAAAGAUAGAGUGUGCAAAUACUCUUGCAUAGAUAGAAAGCUUCUGGUACACUCUCCUGAUUGCUCUGUCAUAAAGUUUGCCUGUAUAGCAACAAUAAAUAAAUCCCAAGAAGUGUGUUUAAGAAGUACUUUUAGAUGAACCCUUGCAUUUGUGUGCUGCUUUUCAUGACUGUAAAAAAGACCUCGAAUUCUCUUCGUUUUUCUGUUUUUUGUUUUUGUUUUUUUUUUUCCAACCAGCUUCUAGUGAAACUAAAAAUACCCAGCAGAACAAAAAAAAAAAAAAAAUCCUCUUCUCUUCUGUUGCUUUUGCAUUUAUGCUUGAAACUAAAAGCAUCUAAACAGUUAAAAUAAAUUUUUAAAAGAUAAGAAAAGAAAGCUAUAAACAAGAAUUAAAAAAAAAAAGAAAAUUGGUUCAAGGAUGGAUUGAAAUUUGGGCUGUGUUUUGUUUAUUCAAGGCAAUUGGUAGCUAAAUAUAUAUAAAUAAUGUAUGUGUAUUUUUAUAUACAUAUUGUCUUCCCUCUGCACCACUUCAUUCUGUCCUCUGGAAUUAAUAUUAUACCUUAACUUUCUGCAUAACCUUCAUAAUAUACUCUGUCAGCUUUCCUUCCCUGAGAGGUGGAUGGCAGAUCACACCUCCAAGGACAGGGGCUGCUGAUGCUCAGGAAACUGGCAGAGACCAAAUCUCUCUGGUUACAUGGAAGCUGGUGCAACCACCCUCAGCUGCUAAUUGCAAUAAAUACUGCUUAUGUACAGCA
Molecule: messenger RNA, 1709 nt
Organism: Oenanthe melanoleuca
Lineage: Eukaryota; Metazoa; Chordata; Aves; Passeriformes; Muscicapidae
Product: osteocalcin-like
Exons: 4
Coding region: 143-445 (100 amino acids)
Biological process (GO): response to vitamin K; regulation of cellular response to insulin stimulus; bone development
Cellular component (GO): extracellular region
Molecular function (GO): hydroxyapatite binding; structural constituent of bone; calcium ion binding
Source: RefSeq, a predicted model, not a curated record